AUGGGGACACCUCCCACCGUCCCUGGGGGAUCCAGCCCGGCCUUGGGCACUCGGAAGUACAGCUGGGCUGGGGAGUGGAGACUGCACAGAUACCUGGCCAGGGUGACAGACACAGAAGCCACGGACACGAGGAACCCGAACCUGAACUACGGGAUCGUGGUGGAUUGUGGCAGCAGCGGCUCCAGGGUGUUUGUGUACUGCUGGCCCCGGCACAAUGGGAACCCCAAGGACCUGCUGGACAUCCAGCAGAUGAGGGACAGCAACAGGAAACCCGUGGUGAUGAAAAUCAAACCAGGGAUUUCAGAGUUUGCCAGCUCUCCUGACAAGGUCAGUGAUUACAUCUCCCCCCUGCUGAGCUUCGCUGCCAAGCACGUGCCACGCUCCAAGCACAAGGAGACCCCUCUGUACAUCCUGUGCACAGCAGGCGUCUAUGCAUGGAUUGGGAUCAAUUUUGUCCUUGGAAGAUUUGAGCACACAGAUGAUGAGGAUGAGGCCGUGGUGGAGGUGCCAGGGAAGGAGCCCCACGAGCCCAUUUUCCGGAAGCGCACCGUGGGGAUCCUGGACAUGGGCGGGGUCUCCACGCAGAUCGCCUACGAGGUGCCCCAAAGUGUAAGCCUUGCCUCCCCUCACCAGGUCAUUAUCCCUCCAUUCCCUCUUCCCUCUGCCAUGAUUUGGACCUCAUGUUCCAUAAGAAAUCCUAAAUUCACUAAAGCUGCACAGGAUUACUGUGCCACCAGGUGGUCGGUGCUGCGCGAACGCUUCGAGCGCGGCCUCUACGCCCCCCACGCCGACCUGCACCGCCUCAAGUUCCAGUGCUUUAAAUCCGCCUGGAUGUUCGAGGUUUUCCACCGGGGCUUUUCCUUCCCCGAGAGCUACGGCAGCCUGCGGACGGCGCUGCAGGUCUAUGACAAGGAGGUGCAGUGGACCCUGGGGGCCAUCCUGUACAGGACCCGCUUCCUGCCCCUCAGGUACCCCGGGGAGGGGCAGUUUGGGAUGGGGACAGGUGGUGAUCCCUCCAAUUGGGAUUUUUUACAGCCAAAACGGGCUCUGAUUCCUGCCCUGAGCCAAGCUGGAAGUGGAAUUUUGCCUCCUAAGUGUGGCCCUUGUCCCUCUCAAAAAUCUGGGAAAAUCCUGUGGGAGGGGAUUUUGGGGAUGGGAACUCGUGGUUUUUAGAGCCUCAAAUUGUGC
Ficedula albicollis (Collared flycatcher) is the source of this 1188-nucleotide messenger RNA. RefSeq names its product ectonucleoside triphosphate diphosphohydrolase 4 (gene ENTPD4). Lineage: Eukaryota; Metazoa; Chordata; Aves; Passeriformes; Muscicapidae. The record is from RefSeq and is a predicted model, not a curated record. Gene Ontology annotation, biological process: nucleoside diphosphate catabolic process. Bases 1 to 1173 code for a protein of 390 amino acids. Gene Ontology annotation, cellular component: membrane. Gene Ontology annotation, molecular function: nucleoside diphosphate phosphatase activity. The transcript has 9 exons.